AUGGUCCUCUGCCUCUUCCAUGUAAGAACGCCAAGCUAUAUAUAUAAUUUAGCAAAUAAUAAAUUCAACGGUGAGAUCUCAGUGGAAAUUGGAGAAAGACUCUCUACAGUGUCCUUAGUUUGGUUAUCUGGUAAUGAGCUUAAAGGGUCGAUUCCAUCUUCUAUAUGCUCCAGAGAACUUGGAUUAUACUCUAAUAUUCAAUAUCUAGAUCUCUCCAACAACAAAUUAUCUGGGAUUAUACCUACUAGUAUAAGGUUCUGUGAUUCUCUUAUAUAUCUUAAUCUCGCCACCAACAACUUCACUGGUAAUGUUCCGAAAGAACUUGAACAAGCAAACAAACUGCAAAUUCUUCAAUUAAAUGACAACAAUUUUGAUGGUACUCCUCUUCAUUUCAUCGGUAAACUUCACGAGUUGGUAGUUCUCAACUUAGCGAAUAACAACUUUGGAGGAAGUAUAUCCACCUUGUCUGCAGCUUCACUAAAUAAUCUUCAGAUUCUCUCUUUAAGAUCAAAUAAUUUCACUGAGUCAAUCCCCGAGGAUUUGUUUGAUUUACAUCUACUCCACCUAUUAGACCUAUCGGGAAACAACCUUACCGGGUUAAUUCCUAAGAAAAUAGGUAACUUAACAAUGUUAAGAAGUAGACCAUCAAAAAAUAGAAGAAUAAAAAUAAUGUUAAGAAGUAGAUCUAGUUAUACGUUCUCACUUUUCAGGGAUGGUGGUGGGUAUCCAAGUCAUUUGGAAUUCCAGAUGACGAGCAAAGGGAUCAUGAUGCAAUAUGAGAAUUUGCAUACCUACAAUUCAGGAAUCGAUUUAUCGUCUAACAUUUUUGAAGGAGAAAUUCCAAAAGAGAUAUGUCUAUUAAAAGAGCUUUCCAUGCUAAACCUAUCACACAAUCGCCUCUCAGGUAACAUCCCACUGAAUGUUGGAAGUAUAACAAAUUUAGAGUCCUUGGAUUUGAGUUUCAACAAGUUGUCUGGACCUAUCCCAGUAUCUUCAACUUCGUUGGAUUUUCUUGGCUACUUGAACCUAUCCUAUAAUAACUUGAGUGGCAGGAUACCAAGAGGACUUCAUUUUGAUACAUUGAGUGAAGAUGGUUCGGCAUAUGUCGGUAAUAGUUUUUUGUGUGGGUUCCCCAUUAAGAACAUAUGCGAGAGCAAUCAGAGCAGUGAUACUAGUGAUUCUAAUUCUUUAGACGAAAAUGGUCAAAAUGAUACAAGAGAUAAGUGGUAUUUUUAUGGUAUUCUUGCUUUGGGGUUCAUAGUUGGAUUUUGGGGUCUGUUCUUUGGUUUGCUUAUGAAUAAAGAGACAUGGUGGUUUGGAUAUUGGAGAGCUGUUGAUAUUGUUGUAGUCAAAAUUGUACAAUUUUUCGCGAAAGAUUGA
Molecule: messenger RNA, 1380 nt
Organism: Papaver somniferum (opium poppy)
Lineage: Eukaryota; Viridiplantae; Streptophyta; Magnoliopsida; Ranunculales; Papaveraceae
Product: receptor like protein 23-like
Exons: 1
Coding region: 1-1380 (459 amino acids)
Molecular function (GO): protein binding
Source: RefSeq, a predicted model, not a curated record